Trifolium pratense (red clover) is the source of this 1727-nucleotide messenger RNA. Its product is annotated as GDSL esterase/lipase At3g48460. Lineage: Eukaryota; Viridiplantae; Streptophyta; Magnoliopsida; Fabales; Fabaceae. The record is from RefSeq and is a predicted model, not a curated record. The coding region runs from base 131 to 1264 and encodes 377 amino acids. Gene Ontology annotation, molecular function: hydrolase activity, acting on ester bonds. The transcript is spliced from 2 exons.
AUGUUAAAGUAAUGUACACAACAUUAAUUAGUCAUGCAAUUGUUUCUUUGAUAAAUUCAAUGAUGUAAUAUAAACCCUCUAACUCAAUGCAAAAGGAAGUUGCCAACUACUCUUCAAGAACAUUUUCAAAAUGGCACCUUCUAUGGCAACAUUAACCACUCUCAUUACCAUACUUUUCUCAAUAGCUUCUUCUGCAGUAUCAACUGCACAAGAAUCUACAAGACCCUUUAAGAAAAUUUACGCCUUCGGCGACUCGUUCACAGACACCGGUAACACGAAAAACGCCGAAGGACCAAGUGGUUUUGGCCAUGUAUCAAACUCACCAUAUGGCACAACAUUUUUCAACCAUUCCACAAAUAGAUACUCAGAUGGAAGACUUGUUAUAGAUUUUGUAACUGAAUCACUUUCUUUGCCUUAUCUUCCGCCUUAUCGACACAUCAAACGAUACAAUGACACUUUUGGUGUUAACUUUGCUGUUGGUGGUUCAACAGCUAUAAACCAUGAGUUCUUUGUUAGGAACAAUCUUUCACUUGAUAUUACUCCUCAAUCUAUUCAAACUCAGAUUUUGUGGUUUAAUAGGUAUUUGGAGAGACAAGGAUCAUGUCAAGGUGUUGAUUCAAAUUGUAGAGAUUUUGAUGAUACUCUUUUUUGGUUUGGUGAAAUUGGUGUUAAUGAUUAUGCUUAUACUCUUGGAUCUACAGUCUCACGUGAUACUAUAAAGAAGCUUGCAAUUUCAAGUAUCUCAGGAGCAUUGCAGACAUUGCUUGAGAAGGGUGCUAAGUACCUAGUUGUACAGGGUGCCCCUCUAGCUGGAUGUCUACCAUUAACAAUGUACUUAGCUCCUGAAGAUGACAGAGAUAGCAUAGGAUGUGUGAAAAGUGCUAAUGAACAAAGCAACAAUCACAACCUUAUGCUACAAGACAAAUUACAAGAAUUAAGAAAUAAGUAUCCAAAUGCUGUCAUAGUUUAUGCUGAUUACUUGAAUGCAUACCGUACUGUGAUGAAGAAUCCAAGUAAGUAUGGAUUCAAAGAAAUGUUCAGAGUCUGCUGUGGAUCAGGAGAAGCUCCUUACAAUUUCAAUGUAUUUGCUACUUGUGGUACACCUAAUGCAACUGUUUGCAGUAGCCCUUCUCAGUAUAUUAAUUGGGAUGGUGUUCAUCUUACAGAAGCUAUGUAUAAGGUUGUUUCUAAUAUGUUUUUGCAAGGAAACUUCACUCAACCUCCAUUUGAUUUUUUGUUGGAAAACAAAGAGAGGAAUGGCUAGAACUAGAAUGCAAUAUGGUUCCUCCAAAAAAUAAGUAUUACUAUUAGCUAGCUAGUCCUAAAUCGGCAUUUUAGUCCUUGGAAUUUUAAAGAUCGGUCUAUUUAGUCUUUUAAAUUUACGAAAUACCAAUUUUAGUCUCUUAAAUUGGACAAUAUCGGUCAAUUUAGUCUUUUUCACCGAAUCUAGUAUCACAAUUUUAAAGACUUAUGCUUGUCUUGAUGCGUUAAGACGCUCUGGUUUUGAUGGAUGUUUGCAAAAGAGAUAUUUAGGUGUCGAGAGACUAAAUUGACCGACUUUCUUUAAUUUAAGGUACUAAUUUGUUAUUUCGUAAAUUUGAGGGACUACUUUGCUCGAUCCUUACAAUUCCGAGUACUGAAAUGCUCAUUUACUCAAAGCUGCUUAUUAUAAGCAUUUGCUACUGUAACUUUGAGUGAGAGAAUCAAAUUUAUCUUCUUUUUUUCCA